This is a messenger RNA of Paramecium sonneborni, 342 nucleotides long. NCBI's taxonomy places the organism in Eukaryota, Ciliophora, Oligohymenophorea, Peniculida, Parameciidae. The record is from the annotation of a GenBank genome assembly.
AUGAAAAUUACAUAAGGAUUUUUUAAUUCAUUGAAGGAAUGUGUUUUGGUAAUAAAUUAUAUUAUCCAAAACAUUGUUGUUAUUCUGAUAUAAAAAAUAGUAUGGUAAAAGGACCUUCAUGAAUAGAUAAUUAGCCAAAGUUUAGAGUAAAAGAGAAAGAGAAUUCAAUUCAAGUAUUUGCUCCUUUGGUUGUACCUAAAAGAUAGUUCCAUAAUAUCAUUUCAGAGAUUAUAAGGAUUAAAGAAAAGUAGAAAUUUAUGGAGUUGGAGCAGCUGCAUUUGCAUGUUUGACAACAUUAAAAGAAUUCGGUUAUUCUGGAGAGAUAUUUUAGAUAACAAAUGA